GGCGGCACCGCCCUUCCUUCCGACAACGGAUUGACAUGGAUCAGCUCAUCCCGAUCAUCAACAAGCUCCAAGAUGUGUUCUCGGCCAUCGGCCAGUCGCCCAUCAACCUCCCUCAGAUCGUCGUCGUGGGGAGCCAGUCGAGCGGCAAGAGUUCCGUGUUGGAGAACAUCGUGGGCAAGGAUUUUUUGCCGCGCGGCAGCGGCAUCGUGACCCGUCGACCGUUGGUGCUUCAGUUGUACAACACGGACGGGGGUGUGAACAAGGACGAGGAAUGGGGCGAGUUCAACCACUUGCCCAACCAAAAGUUCAACGACUUCAAGAAGAUCCGCGAGGAAAUCGAGAAGGAGACGGACCGCAUGACGGGCAAGAACAAAGGCAUUUCGAACAAGCCGAUCACGCUGAAAAUCUUUUCGCCGUUUGUGCUCAACUUGACACUGGUGGAUUUGCCAGGGAUCACCAAGGUGCCGGUGGGAGACCAGCCCGCCAACAUUGAAGAGCAGAUCCGAGAUAUGUGCCUCGAGUUUAUCGGGAACCCAAACUCGAUCAUCUUGGCCGUGACGGCGGCCAACACGGAUUUGGCCAACAGCGACUCGUUGAAGAUGGCGCGCGCGAUCGACCCGGAAGGGUUGCGCACCAUCGGCGUCUUGACCAAGCUCGACUUGAUGGACAACGGCACGGACGCCAUGGAAAUGCUGCAAGGUCGCAUCAUUCCGCUGAAGAAGGGCUACGUCGGUAUCGUGAACCGCAGUCAAGCCGACAUCAACAACGGCGUGGGCAUCCGCGACAGCGUGUCCAAGGAAACCACGUUCUUCAAGGCGCAUCCGGCGUAUCGCGGCAUUGCGAGCCGCAUGGGGACGGCGUUUCUCAGCAAAUCGCUCAACACGAUCCUCAUGCACCACAUCCGCGACUGUCUACCCGACAUCAAGUCUCGCAUUUCGUCCAUGUUGACCGAACUCGACUUGGAAAUGGACGGCAUGGGCGGCCCCACCGACACCAUGUCCAAGACGGCGCUCGGCGCGACGCUGUUGCAGCUGAUUUCGCACUUUUCGUCGUCGUUCAUCAACUCGCUGGAUGGCCGGCAGCCCAACGCGAACGACAUGACCGAACUGUACGGCGGCGCGCGCAUCUCGUACAUUUUCAACGAACUCUUCACCAAGAGCGUGCAGGCCGUGGACCCGUUUGACCAGCUCAGCGACAACGACAUCCGCACGACGAUCCGCAACGCCAACGGCCCGCGGCAGUCGCUGUUUGUGCCCGAAGUGUCGUUCGAACUGCUGGCCAAGCGCCAGAUCGCGCGGCUCGAAGCGCCUGGCCUCCAGUGCGUCGACUUUGUCUUUGAUGAGUUGCAGCGCGUGACGUCGCAGUGUGAAACGGUGGAACUCACGCGGUUCGCCGAUUUGCGGGACCGCGUCGUGGAGGUGGUCAACAGCAUGCUGCGCACGUCCAUGGGGCCGACGCAGGCGAUGAUUUCCAACUUGAUCAAGACGGAACUGUCCUACAUCAACACGAACCAUCCGGAUUUCAUCGGCGGGUCCCGCGCAGUCGCCCAGCUCAUGGACAAGCUGCAGCAAGAUGGCCACGCCGCCGGAGCUCAGUCGCCAGACCAGCUGCAGGCCAGGCGCGCGUCCGCCGCCAAGCCGCCACCGCAGUCCGAGGACAAGGCCGAGUCGUCCAGUGGGUUUAUGAGCAUGUUCAAGAAGCCGUCGGCGUCUGAAACGUCCAAGUCGUCCAAGGACCCCGUGGUCAAGCUGCCCCAGGUGCCGUCGACGAUGCGCCAGGGUGACGCCCCCACCGACCGCGAGCGCAUCGAGACGGAAAUCAUCAAGUCGCUGUUGGCGUCAUACUUUGACAUUGUGCGCAAGAACUUUCUCGACCUCGUGCCCAAGUCGAUCAUGUGCUUUAUGGUCAACCACGCCAAGGACCAGGUCCAGAACCAGCUCGUGUCGACUUUGUACAAGGAAGAAAAGCUCGGCGAGCUGCUGCGCGAGUCGGGGGACAUUGCCAGCCGCCGCGCCAAUUGCUCUGAAAUGCGCACGUUGUUGUCCAAGGCACUCGACAUUGUCAACGAAGUGCGCGACUUCAACACGUUCAAGUAACCAACCCUAAUAUAACCCACCCCUAUACCUCCCA
Aphanomyces astaci is the source of this 2130-nucleotide messenger RNA. RefSeq lists its product as hypothetical. The coding region runs from base 36 to 2096 and encodes 686 amino acids. The record is from RefSeq and is a predicted model, not a curated record. Lineage: Eukaryota; Oomycota; Saprolegniomycetes; Saprolegniales; Verrucalvaceae. The transcript is spliced from 3 exons. Gene Ontology annotation, molecular function: GTPase activity; microtubule binding; GTP binding. Gene Ontology annotation, cellular component: microtubule; membrane; cytoplasm.